AUGUCUCACAAUAAUUACAACCUAGGAGACGACUCAGAAGGAACUUUCUCGAGCCAAGCUCACACCUUCAAUCUGCCACCGCGAAUCAACACCGCCAGCGCUCAACUCGGUCCCGCCAGUGCUAGAGGAGGGGAUGUAUUGUCAGAUGUAUCGGAAGAUUCGGGAUGGAGCGACUUAUGCAAAGGAUCAGCGGCAACUUUAUACCUAUCUCGAACAGAUGGUUCGGAACAAGCCCGGGUUGUCAAGAAACUUAUGAGGGUUGAUCCUCAGUACUUUGAGAACAAUGGUGACGGAAGGGAAUUCGAUGCCAAAUUUAGUUCGUGGUCCUUGCUACAGGACCAUCGAAUAGCUUCAGUAUUCUCUGUCGAUUCCAGGACUUUAACUUUCCAUCAAGAUUUUUACCCACGCGGAGACCUGCGUCGGUUUUGUCAACAAGGCCUAUCUGGUACAAUGUGCAGGGGUGUGUUUCGAGAUAUCCUUGCAGGAGUCUUGUAUUUACACACUCAAAUGCCUCCAAUUGUUCACGGAUGCAUCAAUCCGUCUCACGUUCGUAUUCUCGAGCUACUCCUGUCCGGAGUGGAUCCGAAUCUUAAUGAAGACAUACCAACAGUUAUAUCAGUCAUCGACCUACGGACUGCUCAGCUCGCAUGGCAACUUAUCAAAAAAUGCUGGAGGCCAACUGAAGAGCGACCUGUUGCAAAACAGCUCCUUCAGGAGCUGGACUCGCUAUUGAACAAUUCGAGACCUCUCGGACCGGCAUCUUUGGAGACGAAACUCGUUUCAGCCGUAGAGGGCCCGUCUCUCCGUGGGGGCUGCGAUAAAAUAAUCAGUCCAAGGAUGAUGGUAGAUGAAGUUCUGCGUCAACUUCACAGUCAUGGAUGCAAAAGCAUGUCGCCCUACGUAAACAGAUCGAUGUCUGGCGAUAAUCCGGUGGCGUGUGGUGGUUUUGGAGAUAUCUAUCGCGGAGUACUCAAUAAUGGGGCAGAGGUUAGCCUGAAGUGUGUGAGGCUGGAGGUCAAUUUAGACGACGGUGGGCAAAGGAAGAUCAAGGAUGCUGCGCACGAGCUAUACAUUUGGUCGAAGUGUAAGCAUCCGAAUGUUCUGGAAUUAAUGGGGGUGACAGAGCACUACGGCUACCUCGCGAUGGUUUCUCCAUGGAUGGAGAAUGGCGACCUAACCCAGUUUCUAGCUGAACACCCCGAUGUCGACCGGUACAACCUGUGUGGGCAAAUAGCUGAUGGAGUUGCGUAUCUGCAUCAAGAAAAUGUGGCCCAUGGAGACAUAAGAGGGGUAAACGUCCUGAUAUCAAAGGACCAUACACCCAAGAUAACAGGUUUUGUUGCACAUCGAAUCGAUCGCACCUCCAAGUUUACCGAGACCAGUGGUUCUCAAACCAUGUCGAUUCGUUGGAUGGCUCCUGAAGUUAUAGGUGACAUCACCGAAAAGAGCACACCUGAGGGAGAUAUCUUUUCGCUUGGAAGCACGAUUCUGGAGGUGUUUACAGGAAACGUGCCUUUUCCUGGUGUAAGUACCCCUACCGUGAUCAUGAAGCUUUUGGCAGGAGGACAUCCCGCCAGACCGGAAGAGCAUAUACCGACUGGCGAUGACAGGGCAGACCUGUUGUGGUCGCUUCUGUCUGAUUGCUGGGCAUUUAAACCAGAGGAUAGGCCAACUGUGGAUAAUAUAAAGUGCAGAGUCAAUGAGAAUUAUCGGGUCGAUGUAAUUAAUGAGGGCCACAUGUUUGGCUCAUUUGUUUACAUGACUACAUGGGUCAACAAGACGGGAUUCAUCGGAUUGUUCAAGAGUAUGAUGUUUGACUGUUUAGAGAGCAGCAAAGAUGAAUGA
Rhizoctonia solani is the source of this 1845-nucleotide messenger RNA. RefSeq names its product Tyrosine kinase domain-containing protein. The record is from RefSeq and is a predicted model, not a curated record. The transcript has 16 exons. Gene Ontology annotation, biological process: protein phosphorylation. Bases 1 to 1845 code for a protein of 614 amino acids. Lineage: Eukaryota; Fungi; Basidiomycota; Agaricomycetes; Cantharellales; Ceratobasidiaceae. Gene Ontology annotation, molecular function: protein kinase activity; ATP binding.